Molecule: messenger RNA, 1941 nt
Organism: Penicillium malachiteum
Lineage: Eukaryota; Fungi; Ascomycota; Eurotiomycetes; Eurotiales; Aspergillaceae
Exons: 1
Coding region: 1-1941 (646 amino acids)
Source: RefSeq, a predicted model, not a curated record
AUGGCCUCUCCAGUGCGGAUUAUACCGCAUUCGACCACUCAGCCGGUCGCCGAUGAGAUUCCUCUGGCGGCCGACAGCGCUGGAAACGACUAUCUGGCUGCUCUAUUUCCUUCUCAGGCUUGGGAGUUGCAACAGGCUUUAGAUGCGACUGCUGCUGGAACUACAUUCACAGCCCCUCUAGCAGCCACCGACACGACCGCAUCAUGGCUGUCGCAAUUCAUCAACACCUCCGAGUUGAAAGUGACCGGAUCAGUGCAAGCGGACAGUUCUCUAAGAGUCCAGUCCUUGGAGUGCAAUCUUGUACACCCGCCGCCCAGUGCAGGGUCGGCGACCAUCUCGUUGACCUUUUCCACUUUGCCAGAUGCGCUAAAUCAACAGUUCGGUCAACUGGAAGGGCCGCUAACCGGGCUUGAAGUCUUUGAGCAUGAGGCUGGCCUCUUGUUUGCAGUUCAAAACGCAGAUGCCGCUCAACUUGUCCCAUUUGGCGUGCUCCUCGAAUUCACUGGUAUUCACAUCUCGGCCUGGGCUAGAGCGCUGCUCGACGCCAUCCAUCUGCGUCUUCGGGUUGACGAACCUGCACAGCCCACUGGCAACGAUACAGUAACCUCUUCUACAACCACACGCUCCCCUCCCCGAAAUGGACUGUGGGUGUUCUCAGCGGACAGGCGUACUGUGUUGCGGCUCGAAUUCGAGUUGGACACCGGCGACAUCCCUAAGGAUUUAGUCAAAUUUCUGCCUGCUCACACUCUGACAGACCUGUCUUUUACUGCCCGGAAGACGGCACACUUUGGGUUACUCCGUAACCAGCCUGCGUUUGAUGGAGAGCUGUUUGUGGCUAGUCAAAUCCUCUUCCAGGUUGACAAGCAGAAGUUGCCUAAUUUCCCGGAUGUCAAGCUCGACUUUUAUAUAUUUCUCUCAUUGAACGGCACUAGCUUCAAGAUUCACAACGAAUGUAAAGUUUCAUUUGCAGAUUUGAUUCUUAUCAUUGGAGAACACUUGGAAGAGGAAUUAAAAAUAGUUGGCGUCAAGGCAGGGUUUGACGAGCUCAAAAGUCGUCUCUCAACCCACAUGGCGCAGGAGGACAACGAGGAAUUUGAAGUUCACUGGCGAGAGUUCUGCAUGACGUUCUCAGGGGAUACUCUAGUCAGUCUCUCUCUGCAACUCGAAGUCGACACCCCGUUUGGAGUAGAUAAAGGGCAACAUUCCGCUUUUCUAUUCAGUUUUCAAUGGUUACCGAAAACGAACGAUGUCAAGGUUACCGGCAAAUUUUGGCCAGUGCCGCCUAUGGAAGAGAGAAACAAAGAAAAGAUGCCACUUGAACGUCUUUUGAAUCCUAUUGAUGAAAGUCACUCGAUUAUACAGCCUCUCUCCUCCAACGCACAGAGCGUGAUCAACUUAACAAAGCUCUACCCGGGCUUUUCUCCUGGGACAUUACCGCAUUGGAUCCCAGAUGAGAUUACUGUUCUUGAAGUUGUUCUCUCCACAACUGAAAUUGACUUCGAAAUAUAUCUGAGGUCACAAUCAGCUCCCGACGAUUCGCCAGGUCUACCAUUCGACGAAGACACGACCUUUCAAAUCUCUUUCCAUUACACCCUGCAUCAGCCCGAAUCAGCUCAGUUCUCCAUUGAAGCAGGCGUAGCCUUACAUCCACCACAGACAUUCAGUGAUGUUGGAUCCUGCGAGCUAUCAGUUGGUGUGGAAUACGUAAGUCCCAUGUGGACUGUCUCUGCCAGUGCGCAAAAUGUUCGGUCGGCCAACCUUCAUCCACUCUUGCCCAAGAGUGUACGCGACGAUAUCAUUCGUAUGAUGCCCAAUGUAUAUGUCCCAGGCCUCUUCGUUGACUACACUUGGGGUGGAUCUAACCCGAGUAACUUGUCGGUAUCUGGCUAUCUGGUCAUCGGGGGGGUUGCUCCUUACAGUCUAUUAUCAACACAGCAGUGA